Neogale vison (American mink) is the source of this 684-nucleotide messenger RNA. It is a transcript of the gene BHLHE23, whose product is annotated as basic helix-loop-helix family member e23. The transcript has a single exon. Gene Ontology annotation, molecular function: protein dimerization activity. The coding region runs from base 1 to 684 and encodes 227 amino acids. The record is from RefSeq and is a predicted model, not a curated record. Lineage: Eukaryota; Metazoa; Chordata; Mammalia; Carnivora; Mustelidae.
AUGGCCGAGCUCAAGUCGCUGUCGGGGGACGCGUACCUGGCGCUGAGCCACGGCUACGCCGCGGCGACCGCGGGCCUGGCCUACGGGGCGGCGCGGGAGCCCGAGGCGGCCCGCGGCUACGGCGCGCCGGGCCCCGGCGGCGACCUCCCUGCGGCGCCCGCGCCCCACCCCGCGGCCGUGGCCGAGAGCAGCGGCGAGCAGAGCUGCUACGAGGACGACGCCUUCGAGCAGCGGCGGCGGCGGCGGCGGCGGGGGGGGGGGCCCGGGGGCGCGGCGGACGCGCGGCGGCGGCCCCGGGAGCAGCGCUCGCUGCGGCUGAGCAUCAACGCGCGCGAGCGGCGGCGGAUGCACGACCUGAACGACGCUCUGGACGGGCUGCGCGCCGUCCUCCCCUACGCGCACAGCCCGUCGGUGCGCAAGCUCUCCAAGAUCGCCACGCUGCUGCUCGCCAAGAACUACAUCCUCAUGCAGGCGCAGGCCCUGGACGAGAUGCGGCGCCUCGUGGCUUACCUCAACCAGGGCCAGGGCCUGGCGGCGCCGGUGGCCGCUGCGCCCCUGACGCCCUUCGGCCAGGCCGCUGUAUACCCGUUCUCCUCGGGCGCCCCACUGCCCUGCCCUGAGAAGCGCGCUGCCUUCUCUGGGACGCCCUCGGCGCUGUGCAAACACUGCAACGAGAAGCCAUGA